UGGUGGCGGUGAUGUGCUUGAACGCUGGUUGCAAAGCCAAGCCAAAACGAAGAAAAAAGUGCUGCACUCCUCGUACAUGCUAAACAACGGACUUGAGAAAGCAGUCAUGCAGCGAGAAAAAAACAGUAACUCCGGCGGGGCUGAAAAGCCUGACCGGGAGGCCGCCAUUAUGUCCAAAUACUACCAUGGAGUUGAAUUCCCCUUCUGUGACGAGUUCUCCAAAUAUGAGAAACUAGCAAAAAUAGGACAAGGGACAUUUGGGGAGGUGUUUAAAGCAAAACACCGACAGACUGGAAAGAAGGUUGCACUGAAGAAAGUUUUAAUGGAAAAUGAGAAGGAAGGGUUCCCAAUCACUGCCCUGAGAGAGAUAAAGAUCCUGCAGCUGCUCAAACACGAGAAUGUGGUGAAUCUGAUUGAGAUCUGCAGAACCAAAGCUACCCAGUAUAAUCGAUACAAAGGCAGCAUCUACUUGGUGUUUGACUUCUGUGAGCACGACCUGGCCGGGCUGCUUAGCAACACGAACGUGAAGUUCACCCUGGCGGAGAUCAAGAAAGUCAUGCAAAUGUUGCUCAAUGGAUUGUAUUACAUUCACAGAAACAAGAUCCUUCACAGAGACAUGAAGGCGGCCAACGUGCUCAUCACCAGAGACGGCGUCCUGAAACUGGCUGACUUUGGUUUGGCUCGAGCGUUCAGCCUGGCCAAAAACAGCCAAGGGAACCGCUACACCAACCGUGUGGUCACACUGUGGUACAGACCUCCGGAAUUGCUGCUUGGUGAGCGAGACUACGGCCCCCCAAUCGACUUGUGGGGAGCAGGCUGCAUCAUGGCAGAGAUGUGGACGAGAAGUCCCAUCAUGCAAGGGAACACCGAGCAGCACCAGCUCACUCUCAUCAGCCAACUUUGUGGCUCCAUCACGGCUGAGGUUUGGCCAGGCGUAGACAAGAAGUACGAGCUGUACCAGAAAAUGGAGCUCCCCAAAGGCCAAAAGAGGAAAGUGAAAGAUCGCCUCAAAGCUUACGUCAAAGACCCCUACGCUCUGGAUCUGAUCGACAAGCUGCUGGUCCUGGACCCGGCCCAGCGGACAGACAGCGACGACGCGCUCAACCAUGACUUUUUCUGGUCCGACCCGAUGCCGUCGGACCUGAAGAACAUGCUUUCCACCCACAACACCUCCAUGUUUGAAUAUCUGGCUCCUCCCCGGCGGAGAGGUCACAUGCCCCAACAGCCACCCAACCAGAACAGAAACCCCGCCACCACCAGUCAGACUGAGUUUGAUCGAGUGUUUUAGACAAGAAGAACUUUUUGGCUUUCUUUCUUUCAUUUUUUUUUUUUAAGGAGCACAACUUGGUGAAUGUUUGAUUUGAAAACACAAGACAAGUGGCCUCAUUUUAAGGAAAACGACAUGUUCCUUGAUCAUAUCGUGUCCGGCUUUGCCGCAUGAUAGCUUCCUGCUUGGGAUGGCUGCCUUGCAGGCAACCGCGACUGCUGUUGAGUCAAUCCCAAAACCUGCACAACGUACAUUUAUGCUUUGACAUAAGACUUGGUUUCCAAGUGAAAAGACUGAUGAGAACAUUCCGCUCAAAGAGUGGCCAUGUCGGACUUUGAAUAUAAAACUGGAAUGUCUUGAGUUUUCUUUCCUUUUUUAAAUGUUCUCACUCGUCCGGCUUUUUGGACACAUGGAGUGUUUUGAGGGAUUAAAGUGUGGAAAAUCACACUCCUCUCAUGGGCAACUGUGACAUCCCAUCCCCAAAAUAUAUAUUUGGACCCUGAAGGACUGUGGAGAUAGUGGGUUUUGUUCUGUACAGAAAUGUGUCUAUUUUGAAUAAAAUCAAAACCCUGGAA
Molecule: messenger RNA, 1842 nt
Organism: Hippocampus comes (tiger tail seahorse)
Lineage: Eukaryota; Metazoa; Chordata; Actinopteri; Syngnathiformes; Syngnathidae
Gene: cdk9
Product: cyclin-dependent kinase 9 (CDC2-related kinase)
Exons: 8
Coding region: 77-1288 (403 amino acids)
Biological process (GO): protein phosphorylation
Cellular component (GO): nucleus
Molecular function (GO): ATP binding; RNA polymerase II CTD heptapeptide repeat kinase activity; cyclin-dependent protein serine/threonine kinase activity
Source: RefSeq, a predicted model, not a curated record